AUGACUUCCCUUUUAAUCGACAUCACUAUCGCAAUCAUUACAGCCAUAGUCACGUGCUAUGACAUCAUAACGUGUCCCAUAUACCUAUUAAUUCAAAAACCGUGGCAACGUUUAGCAAACAGUAGGCGCCCAAAGGCCCGCCCCUUGGACCCUCGCUCCCCGUACAGCCCGUGGAUCCGAGUCCCGGAUCCCUUAUCACCGGCGCGCAGACACUUCAUGAGCGAAUGCCAAACAGUGGCCGACCUGUUCGCACGGGUAGUCCAAAAGUACGGUCCGAAGCGGGGGUUCGGCAGUCGGCGGGUCCUGUCGGCCGACAACGAGCGCCAAUCGGACGGCAAAGUGUUCCGCAAACUCGUGCUCUCGGACUAUGAGUUCCACACGUAUAAUGAGAUCGGGGGGCGAGUGGAACGGGUGGCUCGCGGGCUACUGGCGCUCGGGGUUAGGGCUAAUGAAAAUGUGGCCGUAUAUGCCGAGACCAGGAUUGAGUGGAUGAUCUGUAUACCGUACCGUCCACUACGCGCGCAGGCACUGUUCAAAAUCAAUGCUCCCAUCGUAACUCUAUUCUCCACACUCGGGAACGACGGUGUAGUCCACGGCCUAAACGAAACCGAAGCGGAGUUUCUCAUCACUACCGCCGACCUGAUACCCAAACUUCUACCACUACUGCCGCGACUACCAGCUCUGCGACACGUGGUCUACAUGGAGGGCCCCGCUCGACCGGACCUAUCGACGGGAGCCGUUGCCGAUCGCGUGCGUUUCGAGGCCUUCUCGGCGGUGGAGGCCUUAGGGGCCGACACUGAACACCACAGAGAAGACCUCGAAGCGGGCCCGCGAUCGGACUCGACGGCGAUACUCAUGUACACGUCCGGGUCGACCGGCACUCCGAAAGCCGUUCAAAUUAGCCACGCUAAUAUCAUGAGCACCGUGCGCGGAUUUUGCGCUACACUGGGCAGUGGUUUA
Messenger RNA from Oppiella nova, 960 nucleotides. The record is from the annotation of a GenBank genome assembly. NCBI's taxonomy places the organism in Eukaryota, Metazoa, Arthropoda, Arachnida, Sarcoptiformes, Oppiidae.